GCAGCUGGGCCCGUCCUGGACCCCCAUCAUCAUCCUCCUCCUCCUCCUCCUCCUCCUCACCCCCCAUCAUCAUCCUCACCCCCCCAUCCUCGGGCCUCCGCCUCAGCGAACAACCACAACCACGGGCCAGAGAGCCGCCGCGGACACCCGUCGGCCGUCCCUUCGAUCCCACCCCGGGAGGCUCCGCCAUGUUCUGGAAGCCCCUCGGCUCCGCGCUCCCGGCCGGGAACUUCUCCGACUGCCCCAACGGAUCCCUGUGGGUGUGGGACGUGUUCAGAGAGUGCGCUCGGGACGGCCGGGACUUCGCCAGUGUGGUCCUGGGCCUGGCUUCCAUCCUCUGCUUUGCUGGCGCCUCCUUUCCCCAGUACUUCCAGGCCUGCAAGACGGGCAAUAUGGACCAGGCCCUGUCCGUGUGGUUCCUCCUGGGCUGGCUGGGUGGAGAUUCCUGCAAUCUCAUUGGGUCCUUCCUCGCCGAUCAGCUGCCACUGCAGACAUACACCGCUGUGUACUACGUGCUGGCCGACCUGCUCAUGAUGUCCCUCUACUUCUAUUACAAGUUCAAGAACCAGGGCUUCUCACGAUCGGCGCCCAUCAACACCGCCUUCCUGUUCAUCUUCUUGGGGAGCGUAUCAGCCGCCCCAUUCCUGGGGACCUCCAGUCCCCCAGCCCUAGGAGAUGCCUCCUUCAGGGGCCGGACGCUCCUGGCCAUCGGGUCUGAGCCGGGCAAUAAGCCCUUCACCCAGAAAGAGAUCAUUGGCUUCGCCAUCGGCUCAAUCUCCAGCAUGCUCUACCUGCUGUCCCGCCUGCCGCAGAUCUACACCAACUUCCAGAGGAGAUCGACCCAGGGCAUCUCGUACUCGCUCUUCGCCCUGGUGAUGCUGGGGAACACCCUAUACGGGCUGAGCGUGCUGCUCAAGAACCCCGAGCCCGGGCAGGCCGAGGGUAACUACGUCCUCCACCACCUGCCCUGGCUGAUUGGCAGCCUGGGCGUGCUGCUGCUGGACACCAUCAUCUCAAUGCAAUUCUUGGCGUACCGGCAAAGCCGGUUGGAGCAGCAUGAGAGAGAACCCCUCCUGGGCAAGGUCGCAAGCUGACCGGGAGCCCGGGAGUCGAGCCGAGGACGACAAGGGAACAGAGAUGGAGAAGGGAAGGCUGGGGAAGGGAUCAGGGCACGAUCGAAGCCCAGGCCGGGCCCGUCCUGGUGCCGAAAGACACGAAGACUCUUCCGCAUCCUCCCGGCUUCGUACCACACCUGUGAACUCACCGCUCCCAGGAGGGAGCCGGGACUGAACCUCCAGAGCUGCUCUCGACGAUUCUAGUAUCAGGCCGAAGGCGGCAGCUCGGCCUCCGGAUGAAUCCCAACAAGGGGGCUGGUCUCCCUGCGCCUCGGUUUCCCUCAGAGCCAGGUCACGCUUGUGGGAGAGCAGGCCGGGCUUGGGUCGAGCCGGAAAAGCCGAUCACCUCAGCCCUUUCCCUAGCCCGGCUCGCAGAGCCCCUGCUCGACCAACCCACUCCUCUUCGUUUUAUCUGGUGCUGAGCCGAGUAAACUCCACUUUCAUUCA
Molecule: messenger RNA, 1562 nt
Organism: Tachyglossus aculeatus (Australian echidna)
Lineage: Eukaryota; Metazoa; Chordata; Mammalia; Monotremata; Tachyglossidae
Gene: SLC66A1
Product: solute carrier family 66 member 1
Exons: 8
Coding region: 189-1094 (301 amino acids)
Source: RefSeq, a predicted model, not a curated record